AUGUCUGAUGCAAAGCCCACUGCUGAUACUAGAUCCGAUUUCUACGACCGCUGUCUGACGAGUCGCAGAUAUGCCCUUGUCGGAAUGGCAUGUUCAAGUAUCUUCAGCUGCUCAUGCAUCAUUGCAGGGAUUGCCACUUUAGCCAGUCACGGAAUCAUGGGAACAACCCCGCUCAACAUGGUCGGUAGUGACUCGAAGGAGUACUCUGCAUUGCCGCUGCUGGCGGAAAUAUUGACCCUGAUGCUUGACUUAAUCGUCACGCUAUGUACUGAGUCCAUAGGCUUCGUACAUGGCAUCUCAUUGCGCUCUGCGCUAGCAUCAGAGUCUCGGCUUCGUUUCAACACUAAUUUGCGCCUUCUGACCGCAGCUCGUGGAUGGUAUAACCCUAACGGCACCCUGUUUAACGGUAUCUCGGCUGUCCUCCUCAUUAUAUCCUACAGCUCGCCCUCACUCAUCGUAUUUGUGGAGUUGCAAUACGACUUGAAAGGGCCGGAUGGGAUAGUACAAAAUUUCGAGAGCGUCGCCAUCGCCGGGUUACCUCUCCUCAUUUUAGGCGUCGCACUCCUCCUCCAGGUAAUAAUCGCAUUUUCAGCGAUGCGGGCAGUCAAGAUCUUGACAUGGAGCUCCUCACCUUUCGACUUGACCGCCGCACUCGUCCACCACACACAAUUGACCCCUGCUGCUUUCCGGUGCAUGCGUUGUGUGUCUGACCUAGACGUUUAUGGAGGUCCAGCGAAGCCAUCAGAGACACAGCCCUCUGCGUGGCAUGCUCACCCUAGCAUCCGGAAAGUUGUCAUUUUUCUUUGGGUGAUAGUUGCAGCAUGCGCUGGAUGGGCCGCACUCGUCAUGUAUAUUUGGGACCACCUUCCUCACGACGCAUAUUUCAACAGUCACAAUCCUCUUACCCUACAAGGGUGGUCGUUAAUCCAAAAACCUGGUGGCAAUUACAUCGAAUAUACUUUACCGUUUGGCGGUCUUGGGGCAUGGACUCUGCUCUUUGUCAACGUUGCGGGAGUCCAGGGACCGUUGACGCUUGGGCUGCAUUGCUCGGAGCUCAUCGCAAAUGUCAUUAGAGAUGAAAGACAGUGGAGAUGCGCUACCAGAAGGCAAGGACUUAGAGUGGCGACGAACCCGCUGAAGCCCAUUUUCACUCAUCCACUCUGUCUCGUACUUUUUAUCGCGAAGCCUUUCCUGCACUGGAUGUUUGGACUUUCAUUCGACAUAUACAAAUACGCCGGUGAUGGCACCAUAGACAAUUUUUUGAUAUAUAUGUACACUGCCCAGAUCUGGAACUUAUGCAUUGCGCUCUUUAUAUUGGCCUCUUUCUUCACUUUCGUCGUACUGCGUCGACCGUGCGGUCCCCAGCCGGCUGCAUAUGGCCACCUCCAGACGCUCGCCAACCUCGUGGAUGAGUGGGCGCCUGUGAUGUGGUGGGGACACAAGGAGGAUGGAAUUCCGUACUGUCAUGCUGGGACAAGCGAUCACCCGCUGCCGGAUGUGAAGAUGGACUGCGUUUAUGCUGGUUCCGGUGCUGGGUCUCUGGUAGCCCUCUCGUAA
Molecule: messenger RNA, 1557 nt
Organism: Suillus fuscotomentosus
Lineage: Eukaryota; Fungi; Basidiomycota; Agaricomycetes; Boletales; Suillaceae
Exons: 4
Coding region: 1-1557 (518 amino acids)
Source: RefSeq, a predicted model, not a curated record